UAAAGUUCCGUGCCCGGACCCCCACAAUAAGCUCCCCAUCCCCGAUGAUUCUACUUAUCGCCUUGUUCCCAAUUCUCGCGACAGUAGCUAUCGAGAUUCCUGCUCUGCCUGACGCGCCCCUCUUGUAGUGAAGAGCGGUCUUUUGUUAGUACUGCGCGGUUUGUUUGAGGAUUUGUUAGCUAGCUGUGGUUUUUGUGGACUGGGGUCUUGAGUUGGAGUCUCUCGCGUAUACUGGGCUCUAUUCAUGUGAUCCAGCUUCCCUAGUAACCUCACCUCUUCUCAUCUUGGGAGUCGGCUUAGCCUCACUCGUUUCCCAUAAUGCUUACUGCUCCACCAUCAGAUCUGAUUUUCCAGGAGGACGAGCUGCCAAGAACGGAGACCAGGAUCGAUCCCCAGCUCUACUUCCCCGCCGAGAUUUUCGUCCUCAUACUGCGGCAACUACCGUUCCUGACCGUGGUUCAACUCCAACUAGUAAACCGAUCAUGGCGCGACGCAAUCCUGGGCUCGUCCGAGCUAUGGUCCUCUCUAGACUUUAGCGGCACGAGCGCGCCGCUUGCGGCAGAACAAGUGUUUAAGUGCAUCGAGAUGUCGCGGAAUAGCGUGCGGUCGCUGCGUUUGUCGGAUAUGAAAAGCUUACUGGAGCAAGUUGUUGUCGAGCGAUACCUUGCGUCUACGAAUUUGAGAGAGUCGCUGAAGCAUUUAGAGGAAAUCCACUGGUCGACGCAAACCUCGUUCUUCAACGACCGCACGUUUCUGGCCUCGAACCAGAUCUUCUCCCGCCUGAGCAGUAUCACGGUGCAUAUUCGAAAUUCACCAGAGUUUGUCUCGUGUUUGCUGCAUUAUCCGAUCCCGACUUUGAAAGAUGUGCACUUUGACGUCGAUUGGUUCGAGAUGUUCCGCGAGACUAUACAUUACGAAAUUCCGAUACAGAACACGACUAUAUUGGACAGUAUAGAGAGCCUACACAUUGGCUCACGGUUACCUGAAGAGAAGUAUCUGUACAGAUACCUCACGUCGCCGCUGUUUGGGUCAAAUAAGUGGAUCUUGCUAUGGAUGGUCGGGCUUCAAAGAUUGCUUUCAAUCCUGCCAAAUCUGAAACGAUUCUGCAUGGUCCGCAUAGAUGCCUUUGCAGUCGGCAUGGGCGGCUUCCAGAAUGCCGCCGAAUUAGACCUCACGCACCUGCACAAGUUGGAGACUGUGGAUAUCCAGUACUCUAUGGUCCCCCAGAUCUUACUUUACGCGGGCUCGAAAUCGAUCCGCGAAAUCAUCUUUGUCUGCUCGACCGAACUGCCGCGGUUCAUGGCGCAGAACGCAGAGAAAUUAUGGGUUGACUCGCGUGUUUCGAACCAGCGACCGCAGAUCCGGAAGCUUGUCCUGGCCGACGUGGCCUAUCCGUUCCUCGGCAAUUUUGCGCUCGUGAGAAUGCUUCGGAGCGUGUCGAGCCAGUUUCUGGAAGAGCUCGAUCUGUCGUCGGCGUGCUACCAUCGCUUGCUUAUCGAUUACUGCUCGUCGAUAUAUGACGAUAUCGAUCAUUAUAUGCAUCCCCGGCCUGAGGAUGGGAUGCAAUUCGAUACGGAUCCGGAGAAGUUCACGCUGGCGCAUAGUAUCGUUUACCAGUGUCCCAAUAUCCGUAAGCUAUAUCUCGGAAAUACGAUCCAGGACACGUCGCUCGCGGUGUUUAGACAGCUUCGAAACUUGGAAAAAGUGGACAUUGGAUACUCACCGGUCGUGACUCGAUUCGGUGUUUUUGAUCUCUUGGGUAUCCCCUACGACGAGAACGAGACAAACUCGCGGUUCGUCUCGACCGAGGAGAUUGUCAGCCGCGUGGACUCGCUAACCUCGACUGUUCGCGAACUAACAGUCUGGGACUGCAAAAACAUCUACACAGGCUUACUCGAUCCGAUCGCCGACAAAUUUGGAAUAAAGAUUACGGUGUAUAGCACCACGACGUUCACGAUCAACGGCGAAAACAACACUCUGGACUUGCUCACCCAUUACAGAUGGUACGAGCACGGGUCGGACAGGAUCCGGAACUUGCCGGAGCUGAGGUCGCGGCCGGAGUUGAAUAGAAGCGGAUGGAGAAGUGAUGCGCAUUGGAUAUGAUGGAGUUAUUUGAGCUGUGUUAAGUGAUUGCUUUUUUAUUUUAUUUUUAUGUUACGAUUUCGGAAGGUGUAGA
Messenger RNA from Myxozyma melibiosi, 2176 nucleotides. RefSeq lists its product as uncharacterized. The record is from RefSeq and is a predicted model, not a curated record. Lineage: Eukaryota; Fungi; Ascomycota; Lipomycetes; Lipomycetales; Lipomycetaceae. The transcript is spliced from 2 exons. Gene Ontology annotation, molecular function: protein binding. Bases 319 to 2103 code for a protein of 594 amino acids.